GGGUAGCCGCCAUGUCGGUCUCCAGCGGCGACCAGAUUCUGACAAAGCCAGAGACCGUGGACCGGAGGAGAAGUGCGGGAACGACCAAAGAGGCCGGGCGACCACUGGAGAUGGCUGUGUCCGAGCCCGAGGCCAGCGCCGCGGUGAGAGCUGUGAUGAGGCAGGGUGUUUUGACGGUCAGAGAUGGUGUACUUGCGGGGCAGUGAUUGGAGUAGUCUGUGACGAUAGGUGAUUUGGGAAUUGGUGGAAUCGAUGCUAGAUGGUCUCUUGGGAGGUCGGUGUUCUGAGUUAUCUGUGGGGUUAAUGAUUUGGCUUUAGGAUAUCAGUAUUUGGAGGGAUCUGCAGAGACAAUGAUGGGGAGGCGUCUGUGGCAGUCACUGAAUGUCAGAGUUUGGAAGGAGAUCAGAAAUGGAGGCUUUGUGAUGUGUCAGAGAUAGGGAAGGACCGUGGGGGUUGGCGGUUUGGGAUGUCUAUGGGAGCCAGCGAUUAUGGGUGCCUGUGGUGGUUAGAGCCUGGAUUAUCAAAGAGGGUCAGUGUUAGGAUUUGGGAAAUUCAGUGAUUGGGAGCAUCUGGGAGCAUCAGAGAUUGGGGCUUGGGAGCCAGUGACGUUGAUGUCUGUGGAAGUUUGAUUAGCAGUAUCUUUGAGGGUCAGUGGGUAAUGGAGGAAUCGGGGGGCCAGUGAGGGGGGAAUAUGACUGUUGGAGUUUGGGGAGUCAAUGUUGAGGUGUCUCUGGGGAUGGUAGAUGACUUGUAUGUCAUCUGGGGAGAAAAGGUAAUUGGGGAUGUAUGCAGGUCAAUAAUUAAGUGGUGUCUAGCAGUAAUAACUGUGCUUUGAGUAAUGAGGUGAUUAGUAGGAAUUAAUGAUUGAAGAUCCUCUAUGAUUCCGUGACUAGAAGCCUAAGGGGGUCAGGAGUUUGAGGGGAUUGCUGCAUUUAAUGAUUGAGGGUUCUUUGGUGGUCAGUGAUUGGAGGUCUGUGGAAGUUAAUGAUUGUUCUGUGGAGAGUGAUAGUUGGGAACUUGCAGAGAUCCAUAAUUGGGAGAAGUUUGUGAAGGUUAGUGAUUGGGGAGUAUUUGGGCGUCAGUGAUUGAAAACUUGCAGGAACAGUAGGAACAGACAGUCUGUAAGAUGAGCAUUUCUUUUAUGCCAGGGAGUAUUUUUUAUUUUGUUUGUUGUUGUUUUGCAGUCCCUGCUUUGUCCUCAAAACCAGGGAAUGUUUUAAAUGCUGGAGAGACACCAGGAAACAAAACCAGAAUCCCUCCCUCAAUGACUUACAUUCUAGAAAUAUGAAAGAUAUCAUAAAAUAUAAACAAAUAAAAUUAUUCCAGACACUAAUAAGUGCUGAAGUAAGUAAAAGAGGAUGAUGUGGUACAGAGUGAUUGAGGGUAGGGAGUGCAUGACUUUAGCCAGAUUAGUCAUGGAAAGCUUUCCUUAGCAAAUGACAGUUGGGUUGAGGCAUAAAUCAUCACAAGGAGGCAGCCAUGCAGAGAUCUGAAGAAAGAGUGUUCCAGGAAGAAAAAAACAUCAACUGCAAAGGACCUGAGAAGGAAUGGAAGCAACUGGAUCCUGCUCAGAGGAACCUGUAUAAUGAUGUGAUGCUGGAGAACUACAGCAACCAAGCCUCAAUGGGGUGUCAAGCUCCCAAACCAGACAUGAUCUCCAAGUUGGAAAAAGGAGAAGCACCAUGGUUGGGGAAGGGGAAAAGACCCAGUCAAGGUUGUCCAAGUAAAAUAGCAAGAUCCAAGCAAAAAGAAACUGAUGGAAAAGUCCAGCAAGAUGAUGACCAGCUUGAAAAUAACCAGAAAUCUCAAAACAAACUCCUCAGGGAAGUUGUAGUCAAGAAGAAAACUCAAGCUAAGAAGAAUGGCAGUGACUGUGGUUCACUGGGGAAAAAAUAUAAUUUGCAUACAAAACAUGUUCCUUCAAAGAAAAGGCUUCUUAAAUUUGAGUCACGUGGAAAAAUUUUGAAACAGAAUUUAGAUUUACCUGAUCACUCAAGAAACUGUGUAAAAGGGAAAUCUGAUGCAGCUAAAGAACACAAGAAGUCAUUCAACCAUAGCUUAUCUGAUACAAGGAAAGGCAAAAAGCAAACUGGAAAGAAACAUGAGAAAUUAUCCAACCAUAGCUCAUCUGAUAAGUGUAACAAAACUGGCAAAAAACAUGACAAAUUAUGCUGUCAUAGCUCAUCCCAUAUUAAACAGGACAAAAUUCAAACUGGAGAGAAACAUGAGAAAUCAUCCAGCCUCAGCUCAUCUACUAAGCAUGAAAAACCUCAAGUUUGUGUGAAACCCUAUGAAUGUAAUCAAUGUGGAAAGGUUCUCAGCCAUAAACAAGGACUCAUUGACCAUCAGAGAGUUCAUACUGGGGAGAAACCAUAUGAAUGUAAUGAAUGUGGGAUAGCCUUUAGCCAAAAGUCACACCUUGUUGUACAUCAGAGAACUCACACCGGAGAAAAACCAUAUGAAUGUAUUCAGUGUGGCAAAGCCCAUGGUCAUAAACAUGCACUCACUGACCAUCUAAGAAUUCAUACUGGAGAAAAGCCCUAUGAAUGUGCUGAAUGUGGGAAAACCUUCAGACACAGCUCAAACCUUAUUCAACAUGUGAGAUCUCACACAGGUGAGAAGCCAUAUGAAUGUAAGGAAUGUGGGAAGUCCUUUAGGUAUAACUCAUCUCUUACCGAACAUGUGAGAACACAUACAGGUGAAAUACCAUAUGAAUGCAAUGAAUGUGGAAAAGCCUUUAAGUAUAGCUCAUCCCUUACUAAACACAUGAGAAUUCAUACAGGUGAGAAACCCUUUGAAUGUAAUGAAUGUGGGAAAGCUUUCAGCAAGAAGUCACACCUCAUUAUACAUCAAAGAACUCAUACUAAGGAGAAACCAUAUAAAUGUAAUGAGUGUGGAAAAGCCUUUGGACAUAGCUCAUCUCUUACUUACCAUAUGAGAACUCAUACAGGUGAAAGUCCCUUUGAAUGUAAUCAAUGUGGGAAAGGCUUUAAACAAAUUGAAGGCCUUACUCAACAUCAGAGAAUUCAUACUGGAGAGAAACCGUAUGAGUGUAAUGAAUGUGGGAAAGCCUUUAGCCAAAAGUCUCACCUCAUUGUACAUCAGAGAACUCAUACUGGAGAGAAACCUUAUGAAUGUAACGAAUGUGAAAAAGCCUUUAAUGCAAAGUCACAGCUUGUUAUACAUCAGCGAUCCCACACUGGAGAAAAACCCUAUGAAUGUAAUGAAUGCGGGAAAACUUUCAAACAAAAUGCAUCCCUAACCAAACAUGUGAAAACUCAUUCAGAAGAGAAAUCUCAUGAGUGUAGUUAAUGUGGGAAAUCUGUUAACUAAAUUUAAGGUUUUGUUGAACCUUGGAAAUAUGCUGAAUUUAAAGAGUGUUAGAAAGCCUUUAGCAAGAUGUCACACCCUGUUGUACAUGAGAAACUUUGAAAAUGGAUCUUCAUAUAGAAUCAGUGGAUGGAAACAAGGGUUUAAACUUGAUACAAAACCUUUUAUAAAAAAUAUUGUUUUAACAAUGCUCAAUUAUUAUAAAUGAUCUACAUGUUCAGAUUGAAAUUGAAAGCUUUAAAAAUUGUGAAUAAUUUGAAUAUUCAAAGCAAUGGAGAAACAAGUUAUAUAUGCUGACAGUUCCUGUGUUUCUUCUUGUUUUGUACCUAAGCACCAUAUAUUAGAGUUGAAUUUGCAUAUCUGUUUAUUGCCUUAUGUAAAUGAGUGUGGCCAUUUGUAUAAGCCUCUUUGACAUUUUCACCCAGCUCUUUCUUAAUGUCUGUGUUGGCUUCUGCAUCAGCAGAAAUCUUUUUAAAAGGGUUGUUAUAUAUGUAAAAACUGUUAACAGGAAAAUGAGAGAAAAUAAAGCAACUGAGGAUACAAAUGUGCUGGUAGGGAGUGAUAUUCAAGAUAUAUUGUGAAGUGUGAAAAAUUAGGUUGCUGAACCAUGUAUAUAGUAUGUUUCCCUUUGUGUACAAAAGGGUAUGUUUGUUUAACCUCUGUCUCUUAUCUCUGUAUGUGUAUGUAUCUUUGUAUGCAUAUAUACAUGUAUUUGUAUGUGCAUAGACUUUGAAAAAAUACAGAAUAAACUCCAUGGUGGUUGCCAUUGGGCACAGGAGUAUAGGAUUGGGGUCUAGGAUAGGAGCAAGACUUCCUUGUAUAUUUGGAUUUUUAAAUCAUGCACAUGUAUUAUUUUUAUAAUUAAAAUAUUUUAAUAUGCAUAAAUCAACAUUAUUUAAGGUUGUCACUGAGCCCCUCCACAAUGUUGUUUGACAGAGUUAAAAUAUUUUUAUGCUUAUUCAUGAAUGAUGAUGUAUCUAAAGUAUAUAGUAUGAAACUUGAUGUUGAAUUCAUAAAGACUUUUUCUAUCAAA
Molecule: messenger RNA, 4363 nt
Organism: Pongo pygmaeus (Bornean orangutan)
Lineage: Eukaryota; Metazoa; Chordata; Mammalia; Primates; Hominidae
Gene: ZFP37
Product: ZFP37 zinc finger protein
Exons: 4
Coding region: 1480-3312 (610 amino acids)
Biological process (GO): regulation of transcription by RNA polymerase II
Cellular component (GO): nucleus
Molecular function (GO): RNA polymerase II cis-regulatory region sequence-specific DNA binding; DNA-binding transcription activator activity, RNA polymerase II-specific
Source: RefSeq, a predicted model, not a curated record